Molecule: messenger RNA, 4771 nt
Organism: Lathyrus oleraceus (garden pea)
Lineage: Eukaryota; Viridiplantae; Streptophyta; Magnoliopsida; Fabales; Fabaceae
Product: pre-mRNA-splicing factor prp12
Exons: 15
Coding region: 221-4351 (1376 amino acids)
Cellular component (GO): nucleus
Molecular function (GO): nucleic acid binding; protein binding
Source: RefSeq, a predicted model, not a curated record
UUGUAUUUUUUCUACAGUCUUCCCUUUCCCCCAACUUUCUUCUACCAUUCUCGCUUCUUCAACCUUUUGCUUCCAACUUCAAUAACUCUCCACCACUAUGCAUCACUCAAGUAUCUACUCUCAAUGGACGCUAUUCUAAACCUCAUGUUCGCUAUCAAUUUUCUCAUCAAACAACCAAUCGUAUUUCUCGCGAAUUCUAAAACCUCCAAAUCUUGAAAUAAUGGCGGUUUCCGAAGAAGAAUGCUCUUCUGUCAAGUCAGGUUCUCCUUCUUCUUCUUCCCCAUCCUCUUCUCCGCGCUAUUAUCUCUCCAAGUGCGUCCUCAGAGGAAGCGCGGUUCUACAAGUCCUCUACGCUAAUCUUCGUUCUCCAUCCUCCAACGACGUCGUUUUCGGCAAGGAGACAUCUAUAGAGUUGGUGGUGAUUGAUGAGGAUGGGAAUGUACAAACUGUCUGUGAUCAGCCUGUUUUUGGCAUCAUUAAAGAUCUUGCCGUAUUGCCGUGGAAUGAGAAAUUCCGUGCUCGUCGCCCACAGACUCAAGGCAAAGACCUCUUGGUUGCUUUAUCUGAUUCCGGAAAGCUGUCAUUGCUCACAUUUUGCAAUGAAAUGAACAGAUUUUUUCCUAUAACACAUGUUCAACUAUCUAAUCCUGGUUUCAUGAGGGAUAUUCCAGGAAGAAUGCUGACAGUUGAUUCCAGUGGUUGCUUUAUUGCUGCCAGUGCAUAUGAAGAUAGGUUGGCUCUGUUUUCAAUGUCCACGUCAAUGACUGGGAGUGAUAUCAUUGAUGAGAGAAUAAUAUAUCCCUCUGAAAGUGAAUGGACUGCAAGUACUUCCAGAACCAUGGAGAAAACCAGUAUAAGCGGUACUAUUUGGAGUAUGUGCUUUAUUUCACUGGAUUUCCGACAAUCAAGCAAUGAGCAUAAUCCUGUAUUAGCUAUUAUUCUAAAUAGGAGGGGGGCUGCUCUAAAUGAAUUGCUUUUAUUGGAAUGGAAUGUUAAAGCACAUACAAUCUCUGUUAUUUCUCAGUAUGUUGACGCCGGACAUCUAGCACAUAGCAUUGCUGAAGUUCCCAACUCUUCGGGACUUGCAUUUCUAUUCCGGGCUGGUGAUGUUCUGUUGAUGGAUUUUAGAGAUCCUCACAAUCCAUUAUGUGUCUACAAGACUUGCUUGAACGUUUUACCCUUUGCAAUAGAAGAGCAGACUUAUAUGGACGACUCUUGUAAAUUGCACGAUCUUGAUGAUGAAGGCUUCAGUGUUGUCGCCUGUGCUUUGUUGCAGCUUAGCGAUUUUGAUCCUAUGUGCAUUGACAGUGACAGUGGCAAUACUAAUUCUGGUCCCAAGUACAUAUGCUCCUGGAGUUGGGAACCUGAAAAUCAUAAAGUUCCUAGGAUGAUCUUUUGUGUAGACACUGGAGAGUUUUUUAUGAUUGAAGUUUUUUUGGACUCUGAUGGUCCUAAAUUCAGUCUCUCCGAGUGUCUCUAUAAAGGUCUACCUUCUAAAGAACUUUUGUGGGUUAAGGGUGGUUAUCUAGCAUCAAUGGUAGAAAUGGGGGACAGCGUGGUCCUGAAAUUGAGAGAUGGAAGACUAUCCUUUAAAAAUCUUAUUCAAAAUAUUUCACCAAUCUUCGAUGUGGCAGCUGGGGAUUAUCAUGAUGAGAAGCAUGAGCAAAUGUUUGCUUGCUGUGGUGUGACACCUGAGGGGUCAUUAAGGAUUAUUCGAAGUGGUAUCAAUGUAGAGAAGCUACUUAGAACCCCUUCUACUUAUGAAGGGGUAGCUGGUACUUGGACUGUUCGAAUGAAAAUUACGGAUUCAUAUCAUUCUUUUCUAGUUCUAUCAUUUCUUGGGGAGACCAGAAUAUUGUCAGUUGGCUUAAGUUUUACUGAUGUGACUGAUUCUGUUGGUUUCCAACCUAAUGUCUGUACUUUGGCAUGUGGCCUUGUAAGUGAUGGUUUGCUUGUUCAGAUUUACCAAUCUACUGUUAAGCUUUGUUUGCCUACUAAGGAUGGUCAUUCUGAAGGCAUCCCUUUGUCUUCUCCUAUUUGCACAUCUUGGUCCCCAGACAAUCUGAAUAUUAGUCUGGGAGCAGUUGGGCAUAAUUUCAUAGUUGUGUCAACUUCUAACCCAUGUUUUUUGUUUAUCCUUGGGGUUAGAGUGCUAUCAGGUUAUCAAUAUGAAAUUUAUGAAAUGCAACAUUUGGAACUGCAGAACGAAUUAUCAUGUAUUUCCAUCCCUAGACCUAUGUAUGGGAAAAAACAAUCAAAUUCAUCCAUUUCAGAAAAUAAUAGCUCAACUGCCUCUUUUGUAAGCGGAGUGGACAUCAAUAAAACAUUUGUUAUUGGCACCCAUAGGCCUUCUGUGGAAAUUUGGUCUUUUGAUCCAAAUGGUGGAGUCACGGUAGUUGCUUGUGGUACAAUUUCAUUAAAAAGUACAAUGGGGACUGCUAAAAGUUUUUGCAUACCUCAAGAUGUACGACUUGUAUCUGUUGAUAAGUAUUAUGUUCUUGCUGGAUUGAGGAAUGGGAUGCUCCUUCGCUUUGAAUGGCCAACAGAGUCGUCUCAUUCAUCAUCAAUAAACGUGGUGGACACUGCAUUAUCUUCUAUAAAUUUGGUAAAUUCUAUGGCCAUGGCUAUCAACGUGAGAAAUAACCUUCCUUGCAUGCUUCAACUGAUUGCCAUUCGUCGCAUUGGCAUUACUCCAGUUUUCUUGGUGCCCCUGGAUGACACACUUGAUGCUGAUAUAAUUGCACUGAGUGAUAGAGCUUGGUUGUUGCAUAGUGCAAGACACAGCAUUUCCUAUACUUCUAUCUCAUUUCAACCAUCUUCACAUGUAACUCCUGUUUGCUCUAUUGACUGUCCAAAAGGAAUAUUGUUUGUUGCUGAGAACAGUUUGCAUCUGGUGGAGAUGGUCCACAGCAAGAGACUUAAUAUGAGGAAGUUUCAUUUAGAGGGCACUCCACGGAAAGUCCUGUAUCACAACGAAAGUCGGAUGUUACUUGUUAUGAGGACUGAACUGAGUAUUGGUACAUGUCUGUCUGACAUAUGUUGUGUGGAUCCCCUAAGUGGGUCAGUAGUAUCUUCUUUUAGACUAAAACUCGGAGAAACAGCAACUUCCAUGGAAUUAAUUAGGUUUGGAAGUGAGCAGGUGCUUGUGGUUGGAACUAGUCUGUAUUCUGGUCCACCCGUAAUCCCCAGCGGUGAAGCUGAGAAUGCUAAGGGGCGUCUUCUUGUUCUCUGCCUUGUUCAUGUGCAAAAUUCAGAUUGUGGUUCAAUGACCUUCUGUUCGAAGGCAGGGUCAUCAUCUCAAAAAACUUCACCUUUCAAUGAAAUUGUUGGGCAUGCUCCUGAACAGCUAUCAAGCAGUAGCCUUGGCAGCAGCUCUGAUGAUAAUAGCUCCGAUGGCAGCAAACUUGAUGAAAAUGAAAUUUGGCAGUUCCGAUUAGCUUGUGCAACUACAUGGCAUGGAGUAGUACAGGCCAUCUGUCCUUAUCUUGAUCGCUAUUUUUUGGCAUCUGCUGGCAAUACUUUCUAUGUCUGUGGUUUCCCAAAUGACACUCCGCAAAGAGUGAAAAGGUAUGCCGCAGGAAGGACGCGUUUCAUGAUAAAAUCUUUGACUGCAUAUGUUGGUAGAAUUGCAGUUGGUGAUGUUCGUGAUGGUAUCCUUUUCUUUUCUUACCACGAGGAAGCAAAAAAACUGGAGCAACUUUACGGUGAUCGAUCGCUUAGGUUGGUUGCUAAUUGCCUUCUCAUGGAUGAUAAUACGGCUAUUGUUUCAGAUCGUAAAGGAAGCAUAGCUGUUUUGUGCUCAGAUCAUUUGGAAGCACCAAAUAAUGUAAGGUCGGAAUGCAAUUUGAGUAUAAGCUGUGCUUAUUUCAUGGCGGAGAUAGCUGUGAGCAUCCAAAAGAGCUCAUAUUCAUACAGACUUCCAGCUGAUGAUGUGUUGUCAGGUGGCAUUGGUUUUGGCCCGAAGACAAAUGUUGACGACUCACUACAAAAUAUUGUUCUUGCUUGUACUCUGCUAGGAAGCAUAAUGAUCUUCAUCCCUUUAUCAAGAGAGGAAUAUGAGCUCUUAGAAGCUGUGCAGGCAAGGCUUGUUGUCCAUCAUUUGACUGCACCUGUUCUUGGAAACGAUCAUACUGAGUUUCGGAGCCGUGAAAAUCCAGCUGAAGUACCAAAGAUACUUGAUGGGGACAUGUUGACUCAGUUUCUGGAGCUUACGAAUAUGCAGCAAAAUAGCAUUUUAUCUUUGGAACCACCUGAAGAUAUGGUAAAACCAAGUUUGAAGCCACUCCUUACCCAAUAUUCUGUCAACCAAGUCAUUCAACUUCUUGAACGAGUUCAUUAUGCACUGAACUAAACACUCUUCCUGUAUGUGGGAAGCAGAAUAUAUGUACAAUAUGCAGUGCAGUUCUAAUCAGUAUUGUCUGUUGUGAGUGGUUGCCUGCCUUGCUGUGCGUUGUCGAAUAUUAAACAGUAACUUAUGGUUGCGGUUGGGGAAUGGUCGGCAAUCAAUGUAAUGUUAUGUCUUGGACAGCAGCUGAGAAGUCAGCAUAACGAUUGGGAGACAGGUCUUUUCUGAAGAAGAGUCUGUCAGUCUGUUUGUUGUAGUGUUCAUAAAUUACAUCGUUAGGAAAAGAAAAGGUGUUUAGGGCAAUAAGUUGUACAUUGGUGAAAUCAGUUUUCUUUUUUUGGUAGAUGUUUUUUUUAGUAAAAGUUUUGAACGGUAACGGUGUAUAUUCAAUAAGUAGUACAGUAGUCUCUCACAUCUUACUCUUAA